AUGAGGGGUUUCCUCCACCUGGCGGUGGUCAUGGCUGCAAACUUCACUGCUCAGCCCGAUGCCGACGACUCUUGGAUAAAAAUCCGCUUCUGGCCCGGGAGUUAUGCCGAGCCGGAACCCACUCCCGAACCCAUCGUUGAGGAAGACCGUGGCGUGGGAUCGCGCCCGGUCGCUGAAUUCCUCCGGGAUUGGCUGGGAGGAUGGACUCUCCUCGAGCCGGAGCCCAACCCGGCUGGAGUCGCGGACACCGGUUUUGUUUACUGCGGGGCCCUCUGCGCCUCUGUUGGCUACGCGGCCAAGUGGGCCUACUGGCUUGCUGUGGCGGUUGCGGGGGUCUUCUGCCUCCAACUGGCCGUUUGGACGAUCAGUUGGGUGGUCAUACCCGUUCUUAGGCACACCUAUGCCUUCUACCGGCAUGGCUACCUAGCCCGGUGCAACAGCGUACACUCCAGCAGCCAUCGAUACUGGCGCAAUCAGAUUGAAGUUGCGGAAUGCGCGGUGCACCUUUGUUCCGCUGACCCCUGUACAGCACCGGAUUGCGCAGAAGUCCACGUGGGCUUGAGCGCUGUGGCGCCCCGCUCUGAGGAGGUUGACCUUCAGGAAGUCGCGGGCAAGGGGGCCUUAGCCCGGUGCUGGACAGUUACCUCUUUCUGGGGCUGCCUCACGUGCGGGGCUUUCCGGCGCUGUGCCUCGUCCUGCUGUAAGGGCGGGAGGAGAGCCUGUCGCCUUGCCCUUUGCUGUUGCCUGCGGCGAGCUUCUCGCCCGGGCAAUGGCAGCGCGGGUAGGAGGGACCUUCACGAUGAUUCGGAGACUGAAUCAGAAGGGGGAGAAGGGGACCAUAUCUGUCAAGCAGACCAGGUCGCGUUGGGCGGACCUGAGGCAAAAGGGCCUCUUUCGUUGGGGCCAUGCAAGGAUUGCAGUUGCGGGCCACCCAUCCGCCUACUGCAACCGGACGAGCGCACGAGCUGCACGGAGGACUUGAUGUGUGAAAACGAUGGGUACUACUUCCGCGCAUGUCAAAGGCACCGGGACAUGUACGAGGCGUCUCGGGCCAAGAGGGCCUGCGCAGUAGAGGGCUGCAACAACGCCGCCAGAAGUGUGCUCAAAGGAGUGCGCCUGUGCAAGCUCCACUCGGCUAAGGAAGAGAAGGGGCCGAAACCUCAGAGCGAAGCAAAAGGCCCCCGCGCUGUCGGAGACGUCGUUCAGGAAGCAGACAAGGAGGGCGCCGCCUCACCGCCUGAGGCGCGUUCCGCGCCCGGGCAAGGGGGUGGUGACUCCAGCAACUUUGCCGCUACGGGGAACGAGCAGGAGGACUCCAAGGAUUUGGCCGCCUACCUGCAGGCAAGGCUGAAUGGAGAGUCCCACUCAGUCGCUCUUCUCAGCACAGCAAAGCGGGACGAGAGCUUGACCGCAGCAAGCCGACGCCUCACAGAAACCGCAAAGGCGGCACUUCAGAGGCUGCCUCCGGACUACCCGGAGGAGGUAACUCAGCUCAUCCGGAGCCUCGCCGGAGCUCGCGAGAAGGGGGAGACAUCCGACCCUAUCCUCGAGUUAGGAAAGAGGAGUGUGGCGCGGACCGCGGCCGAGCUACCUCGCCCGGUCGAGGCGCACAAGCCCGAGUCCUCGGUGGUGCCUUUUACGGUCCCGGCUCCGCGGUUCGGCGUUGCUACCGCUGCUCCACCUCAGGUGAGCGCGGCACUGCUCUUUCGACAAAGGGAGGCCAGCAGGGCGACUACCAGCGACAGCGCGUCAGCGGUGCCUCUGCCGGACGGCCUCGUGUCGGCACUGAGACCCUCGCGGGCAGGCGCGUUCACGGAGCCAGAGGCACGCCCUACCGACGACACCGCAAGGGCAUUGCAGACGAUUGCGAAGACUCUCAGUGCCCGUGACGAGUCGUCCUCUCACGAUAAGGGGAAAUUAGCCAGCAUUGGAAAGGAAUUGUUCCACUCGUUGAAGACUGCAGGGGCCCAGGGAAGGCCACAGAUGCGAGCGCUGCAAUUUCCGGUGAACGUCACCAACAGGGUCGCAUACGGACUGGCCUCUCUUUCCAUCGGCGGUCGAGAAGUCAAGUCUCUGCCGGAGUACGCCCUCUCUGUUGCCGACUUCCCUUUGACCUCGGAGGAAGACUUCGACAACUUCGUCCCGCCACCUGACAGCCGGUUGGAAAAGCGUCCACGCCACCCGACGACACUGACAGCGUGGUUUCGGGCCGCCCUUAGGAUGGCCUGGGCGGUCGCCUGCGUCUAUGGCACCGAGCACUACGCACUCUUCGAAGCUGCCGCCACCAAGCUUCUACACCUGGGAGAAGAAGCAACCUAUGCUUGGCCGCUCCCCUGGGUGAUGAGCACUUGGGAAGAGCUCUGGAGCCGGAUGGUCGAGGAACUUCGGCAGCUGGACCGGGAGAUGCGAAGGCUGAUGGGGGAAGAAUCCUAUUCGUGGGAAAGGAUCCGGUUUUUCUGCACUUCGCCGGACGAUCAAGGGAACCCUUGGCUUCGGCUCCCUCGUACGUUUGACCUUGAGGAUCCCAAGGAGUUCUUCGCGUCGGACAUAGUCCCGA
Messenger RNA from Symbiodinium necroappetens, 2557 nucleotides. Lineage: Eukaryota; Dinophyceae; Suessiales; Symbiodiniaceae. The record is from the annotation of a GenBank genome assembly.